GGGUGAAAGUGCAAGAGGAAGUGCAGCCGCUGCCAUCUUUCCUCCGCUCCGAACACACGGAGCCCGGGGCCGCAGCGCCGCCGCUUCGUCGCUGCCUUCGCCUGGCCUGGGGAAGGGCCCACCCUGCCGCCGUCGCCGCCCGCCCGCUCCAGCCGCCGCCGCCGCCACCACCAGCCAAGCUCCCGGACCCGGCCCGCGCCGCCACCCCCGUGCGCGCCCCUCCGCCGCCGCCUUCGCCUUUUGUUUCCUCCGCUCCGGCGCCCCCGCCCCGGCUCGCGCUUUGCAGGGGACGCAGCGCGCGCCCCCAGCGGGCCCGGGAAAAGCCGCGGCGCGCGCGCGCGCCUGCGCGGCGGACCCCUCCUCCUCCUCCUUCCCGCGUGUGCGCGCCCCUCUUGGCUGCGCGCCGGCGCCGCCUGGCGGGCGGGAGGGGAGGCGGCAGGCGCGUUUGCAGGAGGGGCUCACCUCUUCGCUCGCUUACCCCCCGGAAGGUAGACCGCGAAGGGGAGGCGGGCGGGCGGAGAGAAGAGACGAGCGCGCGAUCCAGCGGGGGUGGGGGUGGCUAUGUGGGGGGUGGCGCACCCCGCCGUCUAGACUGUCCGAUACGGGCUGGGGGCGUGUGCGCUCGGCGCACCUGCGAGACUAAAGAGCCCCGGGGGGGGCACGUGUGGGGAGUGUGGACACGUCUGCUGCGCCCCGCUUCUCACUGCCUAGGGGAAGGGAGGGGGCGGGCAGGUGCGGCGGCCCGGCCAUUGGGAGGGGGCGGCGGCCAUGGAGCGGGUGAACGACGCUUCCUGCGGCCCGUCGGGCUGCUACACCUACCAGGUGAGCAGACACAGCACGGAGAUGCUGCACAACCUGAACCAGCAGCGCAAAAACGGCGGGCGCUUCUGCGACGUGCUCCUGCGCGUGGGCGAUGAGAGCUUCCCCGCGCACCGCGCCGUGCUGGCCGCCUGCAGCGAGUACUUUGAGUCGGUGUUCAGCGCCCAGUUGGGCGACGGCGGAGCUGCAGACGGGGGUCCUGCUGAUGUGGGGGGUGCGACGGCAGCCCCGGGCGGCGGGGCCGGGGGCAGCCGGGAGCUAGAGAUGCACACUAUCAGCUCCAAGGUGUUCGGGGACAUUCUGGACUUCGCCUACACUUCCCGAAUCGUGGUGCGCCUGGAGAGCUUCCCCGAACUCAUGACGGCGGCCAAGUUCCUGCUGAUGAGGUCGGUCAUUGAGAUCUGCCAAGAAGUCAUCAAACAGUCCAAUGUACAGAUCCUGGUGCCCCCUGCCAGGGCCGACAUCAUGCUUUUUCGCCCCCCUGGGACCUCAGACUUGGGCUUCCCUUUGGACAUGACCAACGGGGCAGCCUUGGCAGCCAACAGCAAUGGCAUCGCAGGCAGCAUGCAGCCCGAGGAUGAGGCAGCCCGGGCUGCUGGUGCAGCCAUUGCGGGCCAAGCCUCCCUGCCUGUGUUACCUGGGGUGGACCGCUUGCCCAUGGUGGCUGGACCCCUGUCCCCCCAACUGCUGACUUCCCCGUUCCCCAACGUGGCAUCCAGUGCCCCUCCCCUGACUGGCAAGCGAGGCCGGGGCCGCCCAAGGAAGGCCAACCUGCUGGACUCAAUGUUUGGGUCCCCAGGGGGCCUGAGGGAGGCAGGCAUCCUUCCAUGUGGCUUAUGUGGGAAGGUGUUCACUGAUGCCAACCGGCUGCGGCAGCACGAGGCCCAGCACGGUGUCACCAGCCUCCAGCUGGGCUACAUCGAUCUCCCUCCUCCGAGGCUGGGUGAGAAUGGGCUACCCAUCUCUGAAGACCCCGAUGGCCCCCGCAAGAGGAGCCGGACCAGGAAGCAGGUGGCCUGUGAGAUCUGCGGCAAGAUCUUUCGUGAUGUGUACCAUCUCAACCGGCACAAGCUGUCUCACUCCGGGGAGAAGCCCUACUCCUGCCCUGUGUGUGGGCUGCGGUUCAAGAGGAAAGACCGCAUGUCCUACCAUGUGCGGUCCCAUGAUGGGUCUGUGGGCAAGCCCUACAUCUGCCAGAGCUGUGGGAAAGGCUUCUCCAGGCCCGAUCACUUGAACGGACAUAUCAAGCAGGUGCACACUUCUGAGCGGCCUCACAAGUGUCAGACCUGCAACGCUUCUUUUGCCACCCGAGACCGUCUGCGCUCCCACCUGGCCUGUCAUGAAGACAAGGUGCCCUGCCAGGUGUGUGGGAAGUACUUGCGGGCAGCGUACAUGGCAGACCACCUGAAGAAGCACAGCGAGGGGCCCAGCAACUUCUGCAGUAUCUGUAACCGAGGUCUCCAGGCACCAGGAGCCCAUCCCGAAUGGGGGAGCAGCGUUCCACUGCGCCAGGACCUAUGGCAACAAAGAAGGCCAGAAAUGCUCACAUCAGGAUCCGAUUGAGAGCUCUGACUCCUACGGUGACCUCUCAGACGCCAGUGACCUGAAGACACCAGAGAAGCAGAGUGCCAACGGCUCUUUCUCCUGCGACAUGGCAGUCCCCAAAAACAAAAUGGAAUCGGAUGGGGAGAAGAAGUACCCGUGCCCCGAAUGUGGGAGCUUCUUCCGCUCUAAGUCCUACUUGAACAAACACAUCCAGAAGGUGCAUGUCCGGGCCCUCGGGGGCCCCCUGGGGGACCUGGGCCCUGCCCUCGGCUCACCUUUCUCUCCCCAGCAGAACAUGUCUCUCCUCGAGUCCUUUGGGUUCCAGAUCGUUCAGUCGGCCUUUGCAUCAUCUUUAGUGGAUCCUGAGGUUGACCAGCAGCCCCUGGGGCCUGAGGGGAAGUGAGGCAGAUGCUGCGUCCCCACGGACACAGCCACACGGGGACUGCUGAGAAAUGCUGUGAAUGCGGAGGGAAGUGAUGUCUUUGGGUUCUGUAGCUGAGAGAUUUUUAUUCGUUUUUAACUCCUUCCCCCCCAACCCCGACCCAACUCCCUCUCCACCAACUGUUCCCCCAGUGGUCUUUAGAAAUAGAUUUUCUCCUGCUAUUCUGCAGAAAUAUCAGCGAGACCCAGAAUGGGACGAGGGCAGAAAACACUACAUAGGCCUCCCAGGCAACACCAGUCCCAGUUCCCCUAAUGGGUGGAAGCUGGAAUUCCUGGUGCUCGAUUCUUAGUGACUCCCAUCCCAAACCCAAACCCAAACUCCAUGGCAUUCUGGGACCUCAGUGAUUUUGGUCUCCUCCCACUUCUCUGAUUCCUCAUUCCCCCCUUUCCAUAUCCCUUAAAAAAAAAAAAACACUCAGUAGGGUCUCCACCCACUUAUACAACGCUGAUGCCCAGCUGAUUUUAAGGAAGCCAGAAGCCUACAGCAUCCCACGGACCAUGGGGUGAGCGUCCUCCAAGAGCCCCCCUGAGCUCAGCCCUCAGCCUGGAGGGCUCCAGACCUUCCUGAGCCCUGUGUGGAGGGAGGCUAGCACUUCGCUGCUAGGACAAGCUCAGCUAUUGAGGACACCCCCACCCCAAAUUCCAGUUCUUACGUGAUUUUAACCAUUCAACUUGCUGUUGGGUUUUAAUUCUCUAAUUAUUAUUAUUAUUGUUAUUAUUUUUUAGGACCAGUUGUAGUGAAUUGCUACUGAAAGCUAUCCCAGGUGAUACAGAGCUCUUUGUAAACCGCAGUCACACGUUAGGGUUAGUAUUAAACUUUGUUUAGAUGUACCAUAAUUAACUUGGCUAGUUGAUUGUUUGAAGUCUAUGGAUGAAAUAGUUUUAUGCAAAAUUUUAAAAAAUGCCAGUCUGGUCAGGGAGGUAGGGGGGUUUCAGUGCUGUUUGGAGCCAGGAAGGCAGAAGAACCAGCAGGUAGGGACAUUGUGUACCUCGGUUGUGUCACACGUGAGCAAGCCCAGGUUGACCUUGUGAUGUGAAUUGAUCUGAUCAGACUGUAUUAAAAACGUUAGUACGUUACUCUA
This is a messenger RNA of Lemur catta (Ring-tailed lemur), 3887 nucleotides long. It is a transcript of the gene PATZ1, whose product is annotated as POZ/BTB and AT hook containing zinc finger 1. Bases 769 to 2382 code for a protein of 537 amino acids. Gene Ontology annotation, cellular component: nucleus. The transcript has 5 exons. Gene Ontology annotation, biological process: negative regulation of transcription by RNA polymerase II; regulation of immune system process; regulation of cytokine production. The record is from RefSeq and is a predicted model, not a curated record. Gene Ontology annotation, molecular function: protein binding; DNA-binding transcription factor activity, RNA polymerase II-specific; RNA polymerase II cis-regulatory region sequence-specific DNA binding. Lineage: Eukaryota; Metazoa; Chordata; Mammalia; Primates; Lemuridae.